UACCAAUGCCCACAACGACUACCUCUUCCGUGUUCACAACAUCGCCUCCUGUAUCACCCAUCAGCGUCUCCAGCAGCGCCACAACGUCAUCUACAAAAUCAUCCACCAAACUUCUAGAUGCUGCAGGUACAGCUAUACCAAUGCCAACAACGACUACCUCUUCCGUGUUCACAACAUCGCCUCCUGUAUCACCCAUCAGCGUCUCCAGCAGCGCCACAUCGUCAUCUACAACAUCGUCCACCAAACUUCUAGAUGCUGCAGGUACAGAUCCUGGUACCACCAGAGACAACGUCACCUCUCUUAUAACGCCGAUCCUGGUGUCAUGUGUCGUCAUCGCCGUUGUGCUCUGUGUUACAGUAGUUAUUACCAGUUAUAUCAGGAAACAACAGGGUCCAAACCAUAAAGAAGAGAACAGAAACCAGUCUGAGAGACACUAUGCUGGUCUUGAAUCCGGACAUGGCGAUGCCGAUUACUCAAGUCUAAACAGUGCAUAUGAGGAAUUCCCCAAUACAUUGCCAGACCCUGCGCCCCCUAACACUACUGACAGCACUGGACACUCGCUCUAUGCUAAUGAGGGGAUCGAAUCCCAGAUGAGAGACUUGAAUCCUGACCGUGUGGUGUACGCGAAUGGUGAUGUACAGAUGGAAUAGAGACACGCCACCCUGCUAUACAUUACCAAUUGUACGAUGCCACCAUUGCUUGUUAUAACAUUGAUGAACUUACAGAAUACGAGUUGGUCGAUUAGGUUACUGGGUACAUACAGA
Molecule: messenger RNA, 764 nt
Organism: Haliotis rufescens (red abalone)
Lineage: Eukaryota; Metazoa; Mollusca; Gastropoda; Lepetellida; Haliotidae
Product: cell wall integrity and stress response component 4-like
Exons: 4
Coding region: 6-650 (214 amino acids)
Source: RefSeq, a predicted model, not a curated record